This is a messenger RNA of Hibiscus syriacus, 2767 nucleotides long. RefSeq names its product DNA topoisomerase 3-beta-like. The record is from RefSeq and is a predicted model, not a curated record. Gene Ontology annotation, molecular function: DNA binding; DNA topoisomerase type I (single strand cut, ATP-independent) activity. Gene Ontology annotation, biological process: DNA topological change. Lineage: Eukaryota; Viridiplantae; Streptophyta; Magnoliopsida; Malvales; Malvaceae. The transcript has 15 exons. Gene Ontology annotation, cellular component: nucleus. The coding region runs from base 107 to 2701 and encodes 864 amino acids.
GUCGUAUUUCCUUCAAGGCGUAUUAUUUAGAGUCAGAAGUUGAAGGUGGAAAGCUCAACAAAGAAAGUGGAAGUGGAAAUUGAGAAGGCUGGUUUAAUUCACAAAUAUGUCUUCGCCUCCCAAAGUUCUAAUGGUGGCGGAAAAACCUAGCAUCGCUCUCUCCAUCGCUUCCGUACUCUCUCAUGGCCAAAUGUCGACCAGGAGAGGUAGUACAGAAGUCCACGAGUUCAAUGGAAAGUUUCUCGGCUUUCAUGUCCAUUAUAAAGUUACUUCAGUUAUUGGGCACGUGUUCAGUGUAGAUUUUCCAGCAUCUUAUCAAGAUUGGAAUGCCACUAAUCCUCUAGACUUAUUUCAAGCUUCGGUUAUCAAGACAGAAUCAAACCCAAAGGCUCAUAUUUCUAGACAUUUAAGUCAAGAAGCUCGUGGUUGUGAUUAUUUGGUACUGUGGUUGGAUUGUGAUCGGGAAGGAGAGAACAUUUGUUUUGAAGUGAUUGAGUGUACUCGGUUUCCAGUGAAUGAGGCAAAGAAAAGGGUUUAUCGUGCUAGGUUUUCUUCUGUGACUGAGAAGGACAUUUCGAAGGCUAUGGACAACCUGGUGGAACCAAACAGACAUGAGGCACUUGCUGUGGAUGCUCGGCAAGAGAUAGAUUUGAAAGUUGGUGUUGCAUUUACACGAUUUCAAACUAGUUAUUUUCAAGGAAAAUAUGGGAACCUUGACUCCAGGGUUAUCUCAUAUGGACCAUGUCAAACUCCUACACUUGGGUUUUGCGUACAGCGUUAUCUGCAAAUUAAUACUUUUAAACCCGAAAAGUUUUGGGCAUUACACCCCUAUAUUAUUCAGACUGGUUAUGAGCUUCAGCUAGAAUGGAAACGUCAAAAGUUGUUCGAUGUAGACGUUGCUACGAUGUUUCAAAAGUUGGUGACAGAAGAUAGCAUUCUUGAAGUAAUUGAUGUAUCAGAAAAACAGGAAAGCAAAGGUCGACCUUCUGGUCUCAACACGGUGAAUCUUUUGAAGGUUGCUUCAAGUGCAUUAGGCUAUGGCCCUCAGACAGCCAUGCAAAUUUCUGAACGCUUAUAUACGCAAGGUUUCAUAAGCUAUCCACGAACUGAAAGUACAGCAUAUCCUUCAUCAUUUGACUUCAAAGGCACACUUAAGUUACUAGAGAAUAAUCCAAUGUGGAGUGGUUAUAUCCAUGGACUGCUCGCUGAAGGUUAUCAUAAACCACGGACAGGAACAGAUGCUGGUGAUCAUCCUCCUAUAACUCCAAUGCAACCAGCAACUGAGGAUGUUCUUGGAAAUGAUGCUUGGAGAUUAUAUCAGUAUAUCUGUCAACAUUUUAUGGGAACGGUGUCUCCUGACUGCAAAUAUGUGAGGACAAAAGUAGAAUUUUCAGUUGGUGGUGAAUUCUUCCAUUGCAUUGGGCAGCGUGUAACUGUACAAGGAUUUACAUCUAUUAUGCCAUGGUUGGCCAUAAAUGAGAAAAACCUUCCCCAGUUUAGAAAAGGGGAGAAAAUUGAAGUUUCAAGAGUGGAGUUAUAUGAGGGUGAGACUUCGCCUCCUGAUUAUCUCAGUGAGAGUGAGCUCAUUUCUCUGAUGGAGAAGCACGGGAUAGGCACAGAUGCAUCAAUACCUGUGCAUAUAAACAACAUAUGUGAGCGGAACUAUGUGCAGGUUCAAGCUGGUAGGAAGUUGGUUCCAACUACUUUAGGCAUAACACUAAUAAGAGGUUAUCAAUGCAUUGACCCAGAUCUUUGCUUGCCGGACAUUCGCAGUUUCAUUGAGCAUCAGAUUACUUUGGUUGCUAAGGGUCAGGCCGAUCAUUCUCGUGUUGUGCAGCAUGUACUCCAGCAAUUCAAGCAAAAAUUCACUUAUUUUGUUCAGCAGAUAGAGAACAUGGAUGCAUUAUUUGAAGCACAAUUCUCCCCACUAGCUGACACUGGACGCGCUCUUAGUAAAUGUGGUAAAUGUUUGCGGUACAUGAAGUACAUCUCAGCACAACCACAACGAAUGUUUUGUGGCACAUGUGAGGAGGUUUACUAUCUUCCUCAAAAGGGCACAAUCAAGUUGUACAAGGAACUUACAUGUCCAUUGGAUAAUUUCGAGCUUUUGAUCUUCUCCAUGCCUGGCCCAGAGGGCAAGUCAUUCCCCCUAUGCCCGUAUUGCUAUAAUAGUCCUCCAUUUGAAGGAGUAGACACUCUCUUUGGUUCCACAAAGAUUGGUAGUACAGGGAAGUUAGGGAAGGGAGCAGGCAUGCCGUGCUUCCUCUGCCCACACCCCACUUGUCGACAUUCUGUGGUGGCCCAGGGGGUCUGUGCUUGCCCCGAAUGCAGCGGAACACUUGUUUUAGACCCAGUGAGUGCACCGAAAUGGAGGCUUUAUUGCAACAAAUGCAAUUGCCUUGUCUUACUCCCAGAGGGUGCUCACCGUAUCACCACCACCCAAGAGCGCUGUAGUGAAUGCGACUCAACAAUCAUAGAGGUAGACUUCAACAAGAAAACAACUCCUUUAGAAGGCGGAGCUACAUUGCAUACCGGUUGCAUUCUUUGUGAUGAGUUGCUUCAUUCACUCGUGGAUGUGAAGCAUGGUAAAUCAUUUAGCAGAGGCUUUGGUGCAAGAGGAAGAGGCAGAGGAAGAGGAAGGGGAAGAGGGCGAGCAACUGGCAAAAAGGUCGACCCUAGAAUGAGUUUCCGAGAUUUUUGAACUGCAUUUAUUUAUGAGCUUUGCCUUUUAAAUCCUUUGGUUUUUCUUCUGAUGAACAUACUAGGU